Cuscuta europaea is the source of this 2329-nucleotide messenger RNA. Lineage: Eukaryota; Viridiplantae; Streptophyta; Magnoliopsida; Solanales; Convolvulaceae. The record is from the annotation of a GenBank genome assembly.
CUGAAACCAUUCCAAAAGUAAACAUCCUAAAACGACAGUGGACUGGAGAGUGCAGCGAGCCAAUAUCAUAAUCGUCAUUCAAUUUAGGUUUGAAACUUUCAGAACCGAAUAGCUGAACUCACGGAUUGCGGAUUGGUGAUUUGGAAAAUAAGCACCGAUUGAGCCUUUGCUGUUUUCCUCUUGCGACUUGUGGACCUGCGGUCCUCUCUUGCGAGUUCUGCCUCUAAGGCACCAACUGACACAGGUGGGGAAAAACGCUGAUCCUUAUCAUUGGUUCAAGAGACUUCUCAUUUCUGUGACUAGCUGACUCCAGUUAUAUAUCCAAUGGCUGCUCAUAUGAACAUGGAGAUUGAGGAUGACGAUGAUUAUGUUGAGUAUGUUCCUGUUGCAAAACGAAGGGCGCUCGAGGCACAGAAAAUCCUACAGAGAAAGGGCAAAUCUGCACCGUUAGAAGAGGAAACUGAAAAGAAAAAACAAGUUGAGGCAAAGCCGAGCUUACUUGUGAAGGCUACUCAGCUAAAGAAGGAAAUGCCAGAGGUGAGUGUGACUGAGCAAAUGGUUCAGCAAGAGAAAGAAAUGAUUGAGCAUCUUUCUGACAGAAAGACCCUGAUGUCAGUGCGUGAACUUGCAAAAGGGAUUACCUACACAGAACCUAUGUUCACUGGUUGGAAGCCUCCAUUAGCCAUCAGAAGGAUAGCAAAAAGAGCUCGUGACACCAUUCGUAAGCAGUGGCACAUUAUUGUGGAUGGAGAUGAUAUCCCUCCGCCCAUUAAGAAUUUUAGAGAUAUGAGGUUUCCGGACCCUAUCCUGGACAAGCUUAAAGCUAAGGGAAUUGUUCAACCGACUCCAAUCCAGGUACAAGGAUUGCCUGUCAUCUUGUCCGGAAGAGAUAUGAUUGGAAUAGCAUUUACAGGAUCAGGGAAGACGCUGGUUUUUGUGUUACCGCUUAUCAUGGUGGCCCUGCAGGAGGAGAUAAUGAUGCCUAUUGUGCCUGGAGAAGGGCCAUUUGGAUUAAUCAUUUGCCCAUCUAGGGAGCUUGCACGACAGACAUAUGAAGUAAUAGAAGAGUUCCUAGAGCCUUUAAGGGGGUUUGGGUACCCUGAGAUAAGACCUCUAUUAUGCAUUGGAGGAAUUGACAUGAAGUCCCAGCUAGAUGUGGUGAAAAAAGGAGUUCAUAUUGUGGUUGCAACACCUGGAAGACUUAAAGAUAUGCUUGCUAAAAAGAAAAUGAGCCUUGACAAUUGCAGAUAUUUAACACUAGAUGAAGCGGACAGAUUAGUUGACCUUGGUUUUGAAGACGACAUCAGGGAAGUGUUUGAUCAUUUUAAAGCCCAAAGGCAAACUCUACUUUUUUCUGCCACAAUGCCCACAAAGAUCCAAAACUUUGCGAGAAGUGCUUUGGUUAAACCCAUAACAGUGAAUGUUGGAAGAGCUGGAGCAGCUAACUUAGAUGUUAUCCAAGAAGUAGAGUAUGUGAAGCAGGAGGCUAAGCUGGUUUACCUUCUUCACUGUUUGCAGAAAACGCCUCCUCCUGUUUUAAUAUUUUGUGAGAACAAAGCUGAUGUGGAUGACAUACACGAGUACCUGCUUUUGAAAGGAGUGGAAGCUGUUUCUAUUCACGGAGGAAAGGACCAAGAAGAGAGGGAGUAUGCCAUUUCAUCAUUCAAAGCAGGAAAGAAGGAUGUGUUGGUGGCAACUGAUGUUGCCUCCAAAGGUCUGGAUUUUCCUGAUAUUCAGCACGUGAUAAACUACGAUAUGCCUGCUGAAAUCGAGAACUACGUCCAUAGGAUCGGGCGAACAGGUAGGUGUGGCAAAACAGGAAUUGCCACAACGUUCAUAAACAAAACUCAGAGCCCAACAACCCUUCUUGAUCUGAAACAUCUCCUGCAAGAAGCCAAACAAAGGAUUCCUCCUGUUCUCGCUGAACUUGAAACUCCAGGGGAGAAUGAUGAUGCAAUCACGAACGCAAGUGGGGUCAAAGGUUGUGCCUACUGUGGUGGUCUUGGUCAUCGUAUUGGUGAUUGCCCCAAGCUUGAGCAUCAAAAGAGCCAGCAAAUCGCCAAUCAAAGGCGAGAUUACUUUGGAUCUGGCGGAUAUCGAGGAGAAAUUUGAUUUUCUAUUUUGUAUUUUAUUAUAUUUUGUUCGUUUAAUUUGCUACUCAUUUUAAUUUAAUCUUUUGUAGCACAGUUGUUAUCUACACCUUUGCCCCUUGUACUUAUGUACAGAUGAGAAAUAUGAACUUUAUGUAUCAGUGUGAUUGCUCUGUUUGGGCUUGUUUGUGAGGAUAUACUUCGUAAUAGAGUUUAUUUACUCAGCGUCUCAACACGGC